AUGGAUUAAUUACAAAAGCAAGACCAUCCUAUUCUUAUUUGGGUUGACAGCCAAAUUUCUAAUUGGGAAAACUAAUUAUAUUGUAAGCAAUUACAAGAAGAUUACUAAAACGCAUUUCAAGCUUGUAAUGACAUAUCUCAGGCUUGUGAAUUAUUGUAAAAUAUUGGCGAUAAAGAUAUAACUAUCCUAACUAGUGGGUAAUGCGCUUAUUAACUUGUAAAACACACAAAAUAAAACAUUAUAGUGUUUUGUGGAAGAAGAUAGAAUCAUUUUGACUUAUUCAAAAAUAAUAUCUAAAUAAAAUCUAUAGUAUCAGAUUCUUUUUUAUAAGCGCAUGAGGAUGCUAUUAUGAGUAUGAAUUCGUCAGACAUCCAAAAUGAAUUCAUCAAAUUAUUAUCACCGCCAUAAAGGCAAACAAGUAAAUAUCAACAUUCAAAAGGACAUGUGAGCAUCUAAUUUCUAGUUGUCAUAGAAGAAUUAAAAAAAAAAUAACACUUACAGAAUCAGAGGUCUUUGCAGAAAUAGAAAAUUUGCUUUCUAUUGGAAAUCAAUAACAUAAAAAGCAUGCCAUUUUUAAAGAUUUAGAAAAUAAAUCAAAAGAAAAACUAAAAUCAACCAAAUAAAAAUUCUAAUUGUUCGAGAAAUUGAUUUAUCUCUACACCAGAGAAGAGAUUUAUUAUACUUUUAACUAAUAGUUUGCUUAGCAUAAUUAUUAAUCAAUUAAAAACAUUAUUCUGUGUCUUUAUCAAGGAUUUAAGGAACAUUACAACAAUACCAAUCAAUUUCAAAUUCUUUAUAGAGGUAUACCCUUUUACGAUGAAGAUAUCUUCAAAUAAAUUAUGAGAGAUCUAAAUUAAUCAAAAGAUGAGGGAAGCUCAUUAUUUGGAAUACAAUUUCUAGCACAUCUUAAGUUGAGAAUAUUGCAGAAAAAUUUUAUUCUGGUAGUUUUUAUGGGAUACUUUAUAACAUUAUUUUGGAUUAAGAAAUUCCUCAUCCGUGUUUCAAUUUAUAAUAAUACUCCAAAUAUCCAGAAGAAAAAGAAGUAAUAUUAUUCCCAUAAUUCGAAUUUAUUGUAUAAGAGAUCUAAUAGCAAUAAAAUAACAAUCAAUAAGUCUACACUGUGACAAUCAAAUAAGUUAGGAAUAACUAUGCUUUUGCACUUGAUCCAUUCAAAAGAAAGACAUAUUGGGACUCAGUAUUUGAGUAGAAAAUAAAGCCUAAAAUAGAAACAUUGGUGAAUUUUUAAUGUAAAAGAAUUUUUGAAUUUCUAUAAUUUUGUACAUAUGAACAAAUAAACUAAGGAUUAAAUUAGAAGAUAUUUGUCUCCUCAAUUAAAAAGGAAUUCGAGAAUGCAUUUCAAUAGAUUCAAAAUCAAUUAAUUAAGAUUUUCAAUGAUUCAAAACACCCUGAUAUUUUGAAUCAAAUAAAAAGUCUCACUAGAACCUAUAUUGAAGUAGUUAAAUUUGAAUAUUAAGACGAUUUAUCUUCCAAUUAAAAAAAGUUUCUAGGAGAAAUUAAUGAAAUAAUGACAUCCUUAAAACUAAAUAUUUGCAAAUUGGUAUUAAAAGGAAUAAUCAAUAUCGAGGAGGAGAAAGAAUAUUUGUAACAUUUAUAAAAAUACUUCAUGAUGAAUCAAACCAAAGUUUUUAAUAAAAAAAUUGUAAAUCCUUAAUUCAGAAUAGGUUCAUCUUAAUUUUAAAAGCCUGUAUCUCAAGGUAUUGUGGUAUAAAGUUUCUAAUAAACAUUUAAGACUUAAAAGGUAAAUUCUGUUUAAUAAGCAUAACAUAAGAAUGGUAUAUUGGGAUACUUAGCAACUCUUUAGGAUGGUAAUAAAUUGCUAAUGUAUCAUAAUCUAAAUAAUUAUGAGUUGACUUUUUCUAAAAUGAUUGACCCUAAUUCAAAUAUAUGGUAAACUGUUGGCUAUCCAACAGAGAUAAACUCAGUAGCACUCUAAGAAUUUAUAUCAUAAUUCUAGGCUUACAAAGACUUCUAAAUUAACUAAAAUAUCAUAAAACCAACGCAAACAACGCAAGCAACCCAAAAAAAUGCAAAUAACAGAUCGUUUACAGCAUGCCAAAGCAUCAGGCUAAAUUUGUGGAUAAAUUGCAGGAGCAGUAGGAAGUGUAGCAGUUGAUUUCAUGAUUGAUGGGGUUAAUUAAGAAAAUCUACUCUUAGGUGCAUCUUCUGUUUUAGUUUAAGGUGGAUUGGCUUAUGCCUCAAGUGUAAAAUCUUUGGAAAAAGUGGGACCUUAUGUUGGAAUCGGAAUAAAUGCUCUUAUUGUUGGCAAAUCUGUUAAAGAUGUGUUGGUGUCAGAUUUUUUGAGCCAAAGUGAGAAACUUUAUAAUUCUAUUUUGAUUACUACAAAAGCUGGAAGUGCAUUAGGGAUUAGUUGUUUAGGUAUUGAAGGUGGCAAAGCAUUAGGUGUUCCUUAAGGGCCUCCUGGAGUGCUUUUGGGAGGAUUAAUUGGAGGUUUUGUUGGAGGAGUUGCUGGUAAUUUCUUAGGGAGAGCUAUUGACAAUUAUAAUUAAUUUAGUUUAGAAGUCAAUUUUUCUGAAAAAAAUAAGUCUAAUAGGGAGAAUGGAUAUUUAAUAGAUCCAGGUGAGCGUCCUUUAUUUAAAUGGUAAUGUGUUAAGGAUAAGGCAAGAAGUUUAAUAUUAAUUGGUUAAACAGAUAAUCAUUUAGCAUGUUUAAUAACUAAUAUUAGUAGGGAUAAAGGAUAAAUUUACCCUCAAGAAGAUGUUGGAAUUAAAUAAUAAUUAUAUAAUUAUAUAGGUCCUGAUGAUUCUAAUUCAAAAAUUACAUUUAGGCUUAUAGCAAUCACAUAAGAAUAUAUUAAUGAUCAUGAAGUUUUGAAUCUAUUUAUGACGAAUCAAGUUAAUUAUAUUGACAUGGCUGUACGUGAAAUUAACUUAAAAGAUAUUAGAUGA
Messenger RNA from Paramecium octaurelia, 2927 nucleotides. Lineage: Eukaryota; Ciliophora; Oligohymenophorea; Peniculida; Parameciidae. The record is from the annotation of a GenBank genome assembly.